UUCAGCGCACCGACUCAAUUUGCCGCGAAAAUCUCUGUGAAAGAAUUGAAACAAACCGUAGACGGCAAUGGCCCGACCUCCAAUCCUCGAUCUCUCGCUCCAUUUUUGUAAAACUAUUCGAUUUUCGUUCUCAAAUUCGAACCACUGCCAAUUCGAUUCUGUAUGUGUCUGUUCCGCUUCUCUUUCGCGGAAUCCGAGGCCACCGGAGUCCGCCAUGGAAAAUGGAUAGACUUCUGAGCAGGCCGGCGAACCACCUCCGCCACAUCCGGCGACCUUCCUUCCCCGACCAACUCCUCCACCUCAUAUGGCGGCGCCACCAGAUUCUAGACCCCAAUGGCGACGUUGUGACCCUCUGGAACCACGUCUUCCUCCUCACCUGCAUCCUUGCCCUCUUCAUCGACCCGCUCUAUUUCUACCUCCCCUAUGUCGGCGGCCCCGCCUGCAUGUCCAUCGACGUCGGCCUCGGGGUCGCCAUCACCUUCUUCCGCACCCUCGCCGACCUCUGCUUCUUGUUCCACAUGAUCAUGAAGUUCCGCACCGCCUUUGUCGCCCCCAGUUCUAGGGUUUUCGGCCGCGGAGAGCUCGUCAUGGACCCCCACCAGAUCGCUAUGCGCUACCUCAAGUCCAAUUUCAUCAUCGAUCUCGCCGCUACGCUUCCGUUACCUCAGAUUGUCAACUGGAUUAUAAUUCCAGCAACUAGAAACAACAGAGCUGAUUACGCCAACAACACCGUUGCUCUAAUUGUUCUCCUUCAAUAUAUUCCUAGAUUGUUUGUCAUGUUUCCCUUAAAUCAGAGGAUCAUUAAAACUACAGGCGUCAUUGCUAAGACUGCUUGGUUAGGAGCUGCAUACAAUCUCCUUCUCUUCAUGCUAGCCAGUCAUGUUCUUGGAGCAUCAUGGUAUCUAUUGUCUAUAGGGCGGCAGCACUCCUGCUGGAGACAGGAAUGUCGAAAUGAGAGGAAUGCCAAACCUUCCUGUGUGAUCAAUUAUCUGGACUGUGCUAGUUUAAAUCAUCCUAUGAGAAAUAAAUGGCUAAAUGUCACACGUGUGCUUGCUCAUUGUGAUGCAAAGAAAGAUGAUACUGAUUUUAAGUUCGGAAUGUUUGCAGCAGCAUUUACCUCUGAAGUUGCUUCCUCACGUUUUAUUGAGAAGUAUCUUUAUUGCCUUUGGUGGGGUUUAAGAAAUUUAAGUUCUUAUGGACAGAAUUUGGACACAAGCACUUAUAUUGGUGAGACAUCAUUCUGCAUUAUUAUAUGCAUUGGGGGUUUGGUUCUAUUUGCUCAGUUGAUUGGGCAAAUGCAGACUUAUCUGGCGUCUAUGACGGUGAGACUUGAAGAAUGGAGGAUAAAACGAAGAGAUACAGAGGAGUGGAUGAGGCACCGCCAAUUACCUGUGGAAUUGCAAGAACGUGUUCGUCGCUUUGUUCAGUAUAAAUGGAUUGCCACAAGGGGAGUUGAUGAGGAAUCUAUUUUGCAGUCAUUGCCUGUAGACCUCCGUCGUGAAAUUCGACGCCAUCUAUGCCUUCAGCUUGUUCGACGUGUACCGUUCUUCUCACAAAUGGAUGACCAGCUUCUUGAUGCAAUAUGUGAACGCUUAGUCUCAUCCUUAAGUACAAAAGACACCUAUAUUGUUCGUGAGGAUGAUCCUGUGAACGAAAUGCUGUUUAUCAUCAGGGGGCAGCUGGAGAGCUCGACAACCAACGGAGGGAGGACUGGAUUUUUCAACUCCAUCACCCUCAGGCCUGGUGACUUCUGCGGUGAGGAGUUACUUACAUGGGCUCUAAUGCCAAAUUCAAGUCUAAACCUUCCUUCUUCAACUCGAACCGUCAGAACGCUUACUGAAGUUGAAGCUUUCGCACUUCAAGCUGAAGAUCUCAAAUUUGUUUCUCAUCAGUUUAAGCGCCUUCACAGCAAGAAGCUCCAGCAUGCAUUCAGGUACUACUCUCACCAGUGGAGGACAUGGGGUUCUUGCUUCAUACAAGCUGCAUGGAGAAGGUUUAAAAAGAAAAAACUGGCAAAGGAAUUGGCUCUACAAGAAAGCUUCUAUUACAUGCGAAUCUCUGACCAGGAAAGUAACUAUGGUGAUGAGCAGGCUAGUGAAAACUAUGACGAUAGCAGCGGUGAUAACUCAUUUAUGGAUAAGGAAAACAAUGCGCAGAAUCUUGGAGUCACCAUUUUGGCUUCAAAGUUUGCUGCAAACACAAAGAGAGGGAUGAACCAGAAGGUUCAGGUGGUUGAUCCUGAUUCCAGCCUAAAAAUGCCCAAGUUGUUUAAGCCAGAUGAACCUGAUUUCUCAGCAAUCAGAGAUGUUUAGUUAGUGCAGGAGUCAUAGGAAGAAGGGAACCACUGAUAGGUCAGUCUGGAUUCUUUAUAUGGUUUAACCUUUUUGAACUAAAUUAUAG
Molecule: messenger RNA, 2400 nt
Organism: Diospyros lotus (date-plum)
Lineage: Eukaryota; Viridiplantae; Streptophyta; Magnoliopsida; Ericales; Ebenaceae
Product: cyclic nucleotide-gated ion channel 18
Exons: 6
Coding region: 222-2312 (696 amino acids)
Biological process (GO): transmembrane transport; monoatomic ion transport
Cellular component (GO): membrane
Molecular function (GO): monoatomic ion channel activity
Source: RefSeq, a predicted model, not a curated record